GCAAUGGUCAAUCCAUCAUCGCUCGAUUUGUCCAGGCCUACAGCCUAUGCAUGUUCUUUUGGGCUCGGUUUGCCACUGUUCGUAAGGCCAUUCUACUUCAGGCCCACAUGACACGUGGGCCAUGGAGCAUCACACCACUCCAACUAUGGCACCAAUGUGCCAAACAGACGCCAGAUACCGCUUGCACAUGAAUGUGGGCGUCACACCACAGCCAUGGCCGUCAGUCCCUCAGGCCCCGGCCUCUCGCACACUAACUCUGCUGCUGCUUAGCUCCAUGUCACUAACCGUCGAGUUCUAAGCUCGCGAUGCUGCCACUACACGAAGCAUAAUGGCGCAUUGCCACCCAUCAUGCUAGCGUCUGUUCCACCACAGAGCUUUGCUCGCCGCAGCCUUAGCUAGCUCGCCGGCCCAACGAAGCCAACCAUGAUGCGGCCCCCGUCCCCGUCCCUGUCCCCGCGAGCUGCGGGCACCCGCGCCGUCGAGCCCACCGCCCACGGUUCCUCCCCUGAGCCGUCACGGUACUCCUACUCCGCCGCCACCCCCUCGCGCGCCAGCGCCGACGACUCGUGCGUGGUCAACGACGUCGACGCCUUCGCGCGCACCAUCGCCGCCAUCCGGUCCAAGCCGCCCGCAUCCGCCGCGGCGGGCACGGGCAGCCUCGCCUCCGUCCUGUCGCACUACGCGGCGAGGUGGCUCCCGGACGCGGCGUCCUCCCCGUCCGGCCGCUUCCUGCUGCCCCCCGAGAGCCCGACCGCCUCGUGGCUCAAGAAGCGCCUCCUCCUCGAGUCCCUCGUGGCCGCGCUCCCGCCCGACGACGCCGGAGGCGGAGGCGGCGACGGCAUCACGUGCGACUUCCUGCUCCGGCUGCUCCGCGCGGGGAGCACGGUGGGCGCGGACGCCGCGCUGCUCGGGGACCUGGAGGCCCGCGCGGCGCGGCGGCUGGACCAGGCCACCCUGGGCGCCCUGAUGAUCCCGGCGUUCGGCGGGCUGUCCCGCGGGGCCACGUCCCCGUGCGCGCCGUCGCCGACGCUGCUGGACGUGCCGCUCGUGCUCCGCCUGGUGCGGGGCUUUCUCCGGGAGGGCGCCAAGGCCGGAGGGGGCGGCGCGGCGGCGGCCAGGGUGGCGAGGCUGGUGGACGCGUACCUGGCGGAGGCGGCUCUGGAGGCCGGGCUGCGGCCGGCCGAGUUCGAGGAGCUUGCGCGCGCGGUGCCGGCGCACGCCCGCGCGGCCGACGACGGGCUGUACCGCGCCGUCGACACCUACCUCAAGGCACACCCGCGCGCGAGCAAGGAGGAGCGGCGGUCGCUGUGCCGGCUGAUCGACGCGCGCAAGCUGUCGGCGGAGGCGGCCGCGCACGCCGUGCAGAACGACCGCCUGCCGGUGCGCUGCGUGGUGCAGGUGCUCUUCCUGUCGGAGCACGGCGGCGGCGGUGGGGCCAAGCUCAGCCACCACCGCCUCGCCGAGUGGACCGGCGGCUCCUUCCGCGACCUGCAACACAUCAGGAGCCCCGCCCCCGCCCUCGACCUCCCCUCCGCCGCCGUCGGGGCGACCGGCGCUCGGUGCCCGUCGAAGCGGGAGGUCGUCGCCGCGCAGCACCACGAGCUGCGCCGCCUCCGCGAGGACGUCGCCCGCCUCCAGGUGCAGUGCCACGCGCUGCAGGCGCAGGUGGACCGGCUGAGCUCGGAGGGCCGGCGGCGGCGGGGGCUGUUCGGCUGGGGCGCUGCGCUCCUGUUCCGCGGCGGCUCGGACGACUCCGAGAGCGGCGCGGACAGGACGCCGCUGAGCCGAGGGAAGCAGCAGGGCCGGCACGCGCCGACGCCGGCCACGGGCACGCCGACGGUGGCGAGGUGGCGCAGGUCACACUCCUGA
This is a messenger RNA of Panicum hallii, 1869 nucleotides long. Its product is annotated as coleoptile phototropism protein 1-like. The coding region runs from base 424 to 1869 and encodes 481 amino acids. The transcript is spliced from 3 exons. The record is from RefSeq and is a predicted model, not a curated record. NCBI's taxonomy places the organism in Eukaryota, Viridiplantae, Streptophyta, Magnoliopsida, Poales, Poaceae.